Molecule: messenger RNA, 662 nt
Organism: Dermacentor andersoni
Lineage: Eukaryota; Metazoa; Arthropoda; Arachnida; Ixodida; Ixodidae
Gene: mRpL55
Product: mitochondrial ribosomal protein L55
Biological process (GO): translation
Cellular component (GO): mitochondrial large ribosomal subunit
Molecular function (GO): structural constituent of ribosome
Source: RefSeq, a predicted model, not a curated record
CAUUGGUACGGCAUGUGGACUGUGCGUGGUACGAUAAUGGUACGGUGUGAAUGAGUUUCUACGGGCUCUAGUAAGGACGAGCGGUCACGUGUAUGUGAUUUCCAUUGUACCUGCCUGCGCUACUCACCUUGAAGUGUUAAAGACUGCAUCUCCGCCGCAUUCGUGUUCUCUUCAUUGCGAACCAUGCUGCGGACGGUGUUGGCAACCGUGCCUGUCCGUGUUGGUGUCCGUGAAGCCAGCAACACAGCAUUUGUGAGCCGUGUGAAGCGGGCAACUUAUGUGCGGCACUACCCGACAGUGCUCGUGCAGCCAGAUGGUUCAACUAUCACCGUGCGCUACCACGAGCCCCGCAGCCUUAUCAAGUUGCCGUUGAAGUUUGAAGAGUUGACACCAGAGGAGCAGCAGCUUGUACUUGUCAAGCGGAAACCUCCAGAGGUUGUUGUCAUCCAAGAAGAGUUGGAGGAUAACUUUGACAGCCAGCGGUACCUCAAGUUUAUCAAGAAGAAAAAGAAAUAGCUCUUUGGUCUGUGCUAGGUUUAGGUGAUCUUUUAAAACAAGCUGUUUGGAGCGAGAUGUCAUGUAUGAUGCUGAAGACUAUGGCCUGGUGCCAGAGAACCUUUAUGAGUCACUGUGAAUGGCAUUAAACAUGGUCAUGUUUAUUA